Messenger RNA from Dermatophagoides pteronyssinus (European house dust mite), 2564 nucleotides. It is a transcript of the gene LeuRS-m, whose product is annotated as Leucyl-tRNA synthetase, mitochondrial. NCBI's taxonomy places the organism in Eukaryota, Metazoa, Arthropoda, Arachnida, Sarcoptiformes, Pyroglyphidae. Gene Ontology annotation, biological process: leucyl-tRNA aminoacylation; mitochondrial translation. Gene Ontology annotation, molecular function: leucine-tRNA ligase activity; ATP binding. The record is from RefSeq and is a predicted model, not a curated record. Gene Ontology annotation, cellular component: mitochondrion.
CGUUUAGAAUUAAACAAAUCGUUCCUUACAGAUUAUAUGCCACAACAGUAUUCAGUGAACCGAAUAAAUUUAAAAGCAAAUUUGAUUAUUCAUAUGUUCCAGAGAUUUUGAGAGAUAUCGAAAACAAAUGGAAAAACAAAGUCGAUAAAUAUUGGAUGAAUGUUGUCGCUAAACAUCAAACAACUACCAAUACAAAGUACGUCUUGUCGAUGUUUCCAUAUCCGAGUGGGCAAUUACAUCUAGGCCAUACAAGAAUCUAUACAACAGCCGAUUUGCUUUUCAAGACCAGUUAUUUAUGUGGUGAAAAUGUGGUUAAUCCAAUGGGAUUCGAUUCUUUUGGAUUACCAGCAGAAAAUGCUGCUCGAAUCAACAAUAAAAAUCCCUUUGUUUGGACCAUUUCUAACAUCGAACAGAUGAAAAGUCAACUGAAAAAUCUUGGUUAUCAUUUUCAUUGGCGUGAAAGUACAUCCGAUCCAUCUUAUUAUCGUUGGACGCAAUGGCUUUUUACUGAACUGUUCAAAUCGGGCUUGGCAUAUCAAGGAAUUAGUCAAGUUAAUUGGGAUCCCAUCGACUGUACAGUAUUGGCCGAUGAACAAGUUGAUUCCGAAGGAAAAAGCUGGCGAAGUGGUGCUCUUGUAGAAAAAAGAUUCCAUAAACAAUGGUUUAUCAAAACAAAUGCCUUUGCUAAUGAUUUAUAUGCAGGAGAAGACAUUAUCGAUACCGGUCAUUGGAAUUUCAUUCUAGCUCAUCAAAGAUGGUGGAUACAGAAGCCAAGUGGUUAUUUAUUCUAUUUAACCAUGGAUGAGGAUAAAUCUGGUCUGGAUAAUAUUUUACAAAUAUUCACACCAUAUCCAGAAUUGUUUUGCACUUCGAAAACUUUCAUUGGAAUUUCGAAGCAACAUUGGCUUUCCAAUGGUAAAAAACAUCGUGAAAUCGUAGGACAAAUCAAAAAUCCUUUUCUUACCGAUAAAAAAAUGGAUAUCAGAUUGAUUGAAGAUGCAAAUUUUCCACCAUCAACACAAGCAACGUUAUUCAUAGCAAGAGAAAUGCAUCCAGAUGAAACAAAACGAACAGAAGUGUUGGAUCGAGCUCGUUCGAUCGGUCUCGGGGGUUAUUAUACAUCACGUUCAUAUCGAGAUUGGCUAAUUUCGCGACAACGUUUCUGGGGCACACCAAUUCCGAUUGUUCAUUGUUCGAAUUGUGGUCCGGUUCCUGUUGAUGAUCAAGACCUGCCAAUACAAUUACCCGACAUUGAAUAUUCGAAAAUAUCUAGCUAUUCGAGCAAUGAUAUUUCUAGUCCAUUGAAAAAUUUUGCACCCAAUGAUUGGCUGAAUGUUAAAUGUCCAAAAUGCAAAACGUAUGAUGCAAUACGAGAAACUGAUACUUGUGAUACAUUUUUUGAUUCAUCAUGGUAUUUUUUACGAUAUUUUACCGAACCAAGUGAUACGCAACCUUUUGACAAAAUUCGUUUGCGACCUGUCGAUUGUUAUAUUGGUGGCAAAGAACAUUCAGCAUUACAUUUAUUCUAUGCCCGUUUUAUUACACACUUUCUACGAUCAAAAGGAUAUCUCGAAUUUCGAGAACCAUUCCAUACGCUACUUAUGCAGGCCAUUGUUAAAGCACGUACAUAUAAACUGAAUGGAAAAUACCUUACCGCGGAAGAGGCGAAGGAUCGAAAAGAUGUUGAAGUUACUUUUGAAAAAAUGUCAAAAUCCAAAGGCACUGGAGUUGAUCCUGAUUUAUUGGUACAGCAAUAUAGUUCGGAUGCCGUAAGAUGGACUAUACUUUCGGUUGGAAAUCCUGAAUCUGAACGACUUUGGGACAGCGAAGAAAAAGAAUUUGGUCCAACGUUUGUAUUCUUUCAUCGAUUAUUGUUGACUAUCGAAGAAUAUUUAGCAAUUAAAAGUGGUCAAUCAAAAAUUAAACCAUUGGAUUCUCUAAAAUUUGAUGAAACUUUAAAAGAUUUCGAUCGAUCAACAGAUCAACAUGUUUUCAAUGUUUUAUAUUCGAUAUGUUCGAGUUAUCAAAUUCGAAACGGUACAUCUUCAAUACAUAAAUUGGUCAAUCUAUUACGAGCCAACAUUCGAAACAACAUUGUUCAUACUAAAGAAUAUGAACGUGCAUUAGCAUCAUUGAUAAUAAUGAUAUCACCGUUUGUUCCUUGUUUUGCUUCAGAAUGUUGGCAAGCAUUCACGAGCCAAACAAAAGAAAAUGAAUGUUCAAAAUUGUAUGGAUUCGAUUAUGACAAAAAUGUUUUCGAACAAAAAUGGCCGAAAAUAAUUGAUCCAAAUUUUUUAUACAUUGUUCGAUUUACAUAUCGAAAUGAGAAUGGUCGUGAAGAAGAGAAAAAACGUAUCAAAAUACCCUUGAAAUUAUUACAAUCAUGGUCAGAAAAAGAAAUUCGAAAUUUAUUCACAUCAAUUAAUGAAGAAAUAGAAUGGAUAGAGAUCGUAAAAAACUCUUCAAUAGUGGUGAGAUUAAAAAAUCAAUCCACAGUUAUACCGAUGCAUGAAGGAUUUGUUGAUGUUUAAUGAUCAAUAUUUUCGUUUUUGAGCACUAAUGUA